UUUGUGUUGCUACUGUGGAAUUAUUGACUGCUAUCAUUAAGUGAUUUUAUAUAUUCGUAUACACAUAUUCCUCCAUAGAAGUACUCAGGAGUUUAAUUAUAACCAAUCCUGCCAAUAAAUUAAGUAUAAUUAUGGGCGAUAGUAAAAUCUGUGACAUCAGUGAUGACGUGCGUGACGCAUUGAAGAAAUUUCGCUUUCGUAAAAGUACUGCCAACUCCGCACUAAUAUUAAAAGUUGAUCGCGAAAAACAACUUGUCGUUCUGGACGAACUACUCGAGGAUAUAUCCGUUGAUGAGUUGCAAGAAACACUGCCUGGGCAUCAACCGCGUUAUAUCAUUUACACAUACAAAAUGACACACGACGACCAAAGAGUUUCCUAUCCAAUGUGUUUUAUAUUCUACACGCCACGGGAUAGCCAAAUUGAGCUCCAAAUGAUGUAUGCUUGCACCAAGAGUGCACUCCAACGUGAGGUGGAUUUAACACGUGUCUAUGAAAUACGUGAACUGGAUGAACUCACUGAAGAAUGGCUCAAGGAAAAACUAAAGUAAAUUCUUUGAAGAGUUUGUAUAUAGUACAUACUACAUAUAAAUUGAUAAGCAAUAUUGUGUAUAUGUUUGUUGGUGUACUUACCAUGUGCAUGAACUUUACAAAAUACCAACGAUUUUACACCAAAAACAUACAUCCAUACAUACAUACAAAUGUAUAUCUAAAAUUAACAUAAAAACAGAAUACGAAACUAGUAAAAGAAGAAGUAAAGAAUAUUUUAAGAAAAAUAUUUUUUUUUAAUACGUCUACAGUAAAAAGACCAAAAACGCCAAAUACUUAAAAAAUUCCAAUAAGCGUAAAUGCUUUCAUUCAUUCCAACAUUUUUUAAUUUUAUACUUAUUGUGUAGAGUAAAACUGUAAAAGCGUUUUUGUAGUAUUGAAGUGUAUAAUUACUAAAAAAAAAAAUAAAAAAAUAUAACAAAAAUUAAAGAAGAAAUUAAAAAUUAAAUAGCAAAAAA
Ceratitis capitata (Mediterranean fruit fly) is the source of this 1004-nucleotide messenger RNA. RefSeq names its product glia maturation factor beta (gene GMF). Bases 132 to 548 code for a protein of 138 amino acids. The record is from RefSeq and is a predicted model, not a curated record. Gene Ontology annotation, biological process: actin filament debranching; negative regulation of Arp2/3 complex-mediated actin nucleation. NCBI's taxonomy places the organism in Eukaryota, Metazoa, Arthropoda, Insecta, Diptera, Tephritidae. Gene Ontology annotation, cellular component: actin cortical patch. Gene Ontology annotation, molecular function: Arp2/3 complex binding; actin binding. The transcript is spliced from 4 exons.